This is a messenger RNA of Nomascus leucogenys (northern white-cheeked gibbon), 399 nucleotides long. Its product is annotated as protein ZNF738-like. The transcript has 4 exons. The coding region runs from base 1 to 399 and encodes 132 amino acids. NCBI's taxonomy places the organism in Eukaryota, Metazoa, Chordata, Mammalia, Primates, Hylobatidae. Gene Ontology annotation, biological process: regulation of DNA-templated transcription. The record is from RefSeq and is a predicted model, not a curated record.
AUGGCGGCUGCUCUGACAGCCGGGACCCCGGGAUUCUUGUCUCUUCCCUGCGUAGUGACUGUGCCCUGGCCUGAAGCCCUCUCUAGGGAGCUCUGCAUCCGCAGCGCUGGUCUCUUCCAGAUUGGACCACUGACAUUUAGGGAUGUGACUGUGCAAUUCUCUCUAGAGGAGUGGCAAUGCCUGGACACUGUUCAGCAGAAUUUAUAUAGGGAUGUGAUGUUAGAGAACUACAGAAACCUGGUCUUCCUGGGUAUUGCUGUCUCUAAGCUAGACCUGAUCACCUGUCUGGAGAAAGGAAAAGAGCCCUGGAAUAUGAAGAGACAUGAGGUGGUAGCCAAACCCCCAGUCAUUUUCCUUCAAGUUUACAGUGAGAGCCAAAGUCCUCUUCAUGGGAUAUAA